This is a messenger RNA of Wyeomyia smithii (pitcher-plant mosquito), 1808 nucleotides long. Its product is annotated as probable cytochrome P450 9f2. Gene Ontology annotation, molecular function: monooxygenase activity; iron ion binding; heme binding. The coding region runs from base 56 to 1669 and encodes 537 amino acids. The transcript has 2 exons. The record is from RefSeq and is a predicted model, not a curated record. Lineage: Eukaryota; Metazoa; Arthropoda; Insecta; Diptera; Culicidae.
AAAGGAGGAACGGCAACAGUCUGCUUAGCAACCUCAUACAGAUAACAUCAACGGAAUGGAGAUCAGUCUAGGAUACGUUUCAUUGGCUGUAAUCGUACUUACGUUCAUCUACCGCUGGUUGACCAGAAACAAUGACUACUUCCACGGUAAACCGAUUCCGUCCAUGGCUGUGAAGCUCUUCGUUGGAAGUACCGGACCGCUGUUGCUCAACAAGUGUUCUUUCACAGAGUUCGUCAAAACCAUUUAUGAUAAAUACGAAGGAGUUAAAGUGUUCGGUUUAUUCGAUGUCAACUCGCCACUGUUCGUUAUUCGUGACCCGGAGCUGAUUAAGAAAAUCGCCGUUAAGGACUUCGACCAUUUCAUGGACCAUCGACCAAUCUUUGGUCACGCCGAUGGGGACCAUCCUAAUCUGCUUUUCUCAAAAUCGUUAUUCGUGUUGAAUGACCAAAAAUGGCGCAACAUGCGUGUCACUCUGAGCCCGGCAUUCACAGGAUCAAAAAUGCGGCAAAUGUUCGAACUUGUUCUGGAAUGCAGCGAAAACAUGGCCAAGUAUUACCGAACCGAAUGUCAAAGUAAAGGUGGUUCUGUGCUAUGUGAAAUGAAGGAUGUUUUUUCAAGAUUCACAAAUGAUGUUAUCGCAACCUGUGCCUUCGGGAUCGAAGUGGAUUCGUCACGCAAUCGCAACAACGAGUUUUACCAGCAUGGAAGAGAUAUGUUUAAGUUUAACAGCCUGACCGCUUUGGUUCGCACAUUCGGUCAUCGGUAUAUUCCAUCCAUUAUGAGCUACUUUGGGAUCGAUUUGAUCGAUCGAGUGCACAAUAAUUACUUUGCUAAACUGAUAAAGGAUGCAGUGAAAGUCAGAGAAACUAAGGGUAUAAUUCGACCGGACAUGAUUCAUUUACUACUGCAGGCUAGAAAAGGUAUGCUCAAGCAUCAACAGGAGCACGAGCAAAACGAAGGUUUUGCCACGGUUGAGGAGUCCGAUCUAGGAAAAGGAGAGGCUUCCAAACUAAUGACCGAGGUGGAAAUGAUCGCUCAAUGUUUGAUAUUUUUCGUAGCUGGAUUUGAUACAGUAUCAACAUGUUUAACAUUUUUGGCCUACGAGUUGACACUGAACUCGGAAGUACAGCAAAAACUUUAUGAGGAAAUUCUCGAGACAGAUGCUACUCUAAAUGGCAAACCACUGAAUUACGACACAUUGCAGCGAAUGAAAUACCUGGAUAUGGUAGUUUCUGAGUCACUGAGGAAAUGGUCCCCGGUGGCAGCCAUAGACAGAUUGUGCGUUAGAGAUUACGAGUUGGACGAUGGAGAAGGAUUAAAAUUUACAAUCAAGAAAGGAGAUGCGGUGUGGUUCCCCUUCCAUGGACUUCAUCACGAUCCGAAAUACUUUCCGAAUCCUGAGAAAUUCCUGCCGGAGCGUUUCAGUGACGAAAAUAGGGCCAGCAUACAGGUUGGAACGUAUCUUCCCUUUGGAAUUGGCCCGAGAAACUGCAUUGGAUCUAGAUUUGCACUGAUGGAGGUCAAAGCAAUUGUUUAUUAUAUGUUGCGUCAUUUUAGUUUCGUUCGAACGGAGAAGACCCAAGAGCCAUUGAAGCUAGCCACGGGGUAUUUGGGAUUGCAUUCAAAAGAUGGGGUCUUCGUCGAGUUUAAACCAAGAAAUACGCUGUGAACAUUUCUCAUUAUACCUACAAAAUUAUGUUUAUUGAUAUUUUACGCAAUAUAAAAUAUUUGUGAAAAUUUUUUAAAUUUUUAAUCACAGUAUUCACAGUGUUUUGAUUUUAAACUUUAAUAAAACACUUCUUGCUUGA